AUGGAGGGUACCCCUCCUCCAGCAAAAAGCUUUCGUAAAAAGCGUCAGGUUCAAAAGUAUAUAACAAAAGCUGAUAUUAGGAAGGGAGAAAGGAAAGCUUUCAAUGUUGCUGAUCUCGAGACUAUCAUGUAUGACUUUAAUAAAGAUGGGGUUUUAGUUCAUGUACCAUAUGCUGCGGGUUUCUUAGUAAUUGAGCCUGAUGCUGAUGUGGGUUCUAUUCCUAUUCAUAAAUUUGAGUCUUAUUAUAGUGAGGAUUUCUAUCACGAUACAUUUUGUGAAAGAAGUGACAACAUGAUGAUAAGAUUCAUCGACCGUAUAUCUAAGGUAGCUUUCAAAAGAAAAAUCAAAACGAUCUAUUUUCAUAACAUGUCCAAAUUUGACGGGGUUAUAAUAAUUAAGUAUUAUCUCCGUUUCUUUGUGAAUGAGUAUAAGAUCAAAGCUCUGAUGAGAAACAACUGUCUCUACCAGUUAUCUAUAUUCUGUAAAAAUCACAAGAGUCUUACCUAUAAAUAUAUGGACUCAUUAAAAGUUCUCCCUGGUAAACUUGUUGAUCUGGGUAAGGCUAUAUGUCCUGAGUUAGGUUCUAAAGGUUCUGUAGAUCAUGAGAGUGUGAAAGAGGAAAAUCUGAAAUAUCGUAAAGCUGAGUUGCUAGCUUAUAUGAACCAGGACAUACGUCUAUUGGGUGGUAUCAUGUGUAAGUCUCAAGCUAACUACUGGCGUCAGUAUAAUAUUGAUAUAACGGAAGUUUUGACGAUCUCAUCUCUUGCUCUUCUAAUCUUUCGUAUGAAAUACUACAACAUGGAAGUGUUUCCUAUCUAUAUCCCUAAUCGUAACGAGGAUGAUUUCAUUCGUCGUGGGUACUAUGGCGGACAUUCUGAUGUCUACAUUCCACGUGGUCAGGAUCUCAAGUAUUAUGAUGUGAACUCUUUGUAUCCUUUUGUAAUGAUGUCAUAUCCUAUGCCUGGAGGAGAGCCUGUUUGGUAUAGUGAUUUUGAAGGUCAAGACUUAAAUGACUUGUUUGGUUUUAUUGAAGCUUAUGUUGAAUGUCCGUCUACUAUUGAUAGACCUUUCUUACCUUAUAAAGAGAAUAACGUCUUACGUUUUCCAACUGGUAAAUGGGUGGGUAUAUAUUUUAGCGAAGAGUUAAAGUUAGCCAAAUCUGUGGGUUACAGUAUUAUACCUUUAAGAGGUUAUCUCUAUGAUAAGAAUGAGAAGAUGGAGUCUCCUUUCAAGGAGUUUGUGAAAUCCCUAUUCGAGAGAAGAAGAGAAGCUAAGAAAAGGGGUGAUGAAGCAAUGUCUUUUGUAUAUAAAACUUUAAUGAAUUCACUCUACGGGAGAUUUGGGAUCUCUCCUAAGAGUCUUGUUACUGAAAUUAUCGAUAAAGAUAGAUAUGAUACUUUAGUCAAUCAAAUAGAUAUAGAAUAUGCAGAUAAUCUGCACAAUGAGUAUUAUCUUGUCAGAUAUUAUGUCAAUACCGAAUCUACUGACGAGACACAAUGGAACCCACCCAGAAACUCCGCUGUUCAAUUAUCUGCAGCAAUUACAGCUUAUGCUAGAAUCUAUAUGUACUAUUGA
Messenger RNA from Camelina sativa (false flax), 1575 nucleotides. Lineage: Eukaryota; Viridiplantae; Streptophyta; Magnoliopsida; Brassicales; Brassicaceae. The record is from RefSeq and is a predicted model, not a curated record.